AUGGCAUUUAUGCUAACAACUAUCUAUUACUAUUUGAGGAGGAUCCAGGUGUUUCCGUUGAGGGACAAGUUUGAUGCUAUUGUUAGAAUCAUGCAAAUGAUGAUCAAAAUGGUGACUGGUAAGACAAUUGAACAUGUGCAAACCAAUAGUAGCAUGGAGUUUGGCUUGGAGCUAUUGAACGAACAUCGCUUGGAGGAGGUUAUAAUGAGACAUCACACUAGUGCCAUUGAACUACCACAGAUAGAGAAGGUUGCCGCUGAGAAGUCUUGUGGAAUUGCUAAAGUACAUGUGGAGUUUGCGUUCAAUCAAGCGUGUGGCAGCGAACAAAAGAGUCCAAGUUCGUGCAGCCCUGUUCGCGUAAAUGACAUCCUGGUGAAGAUCCGCGAGUCUUUCUGUAACAGAAGUAGGAAAAAUAUUUCUGAUAAGAGAUUCAAAAGAGAGAAAGGGUGGGAGACAUACACAAAGAAAAAAAAAAUGUGCAGGCCACAUGACAUUCAUGUGUUAGUCUUAACAUAUGCAAUACAAGGCCACAUUAACCCGAUGCUCCAAUUUUCCAGACGCUUAGCUUCAAAGGGUCUCAAAAUCACAUUCAUAAUCCCCAUCUCCACCAAGAAUUCCCUCAAUUUGGUGAAUUCAAGCUCCAUCAAUGUCGUGUACAUUGCCGACGGAUUUGACGACGUCGAAAGGGAGAAACUAAGCUUCGACGACUCUCUUGAACACUAUCGAGUCUCGGUUGUGCACAGCUUGAAUGAUUUCAUCCAGAAACAUCAAUCUCGCGAAGAGAAGCCCGCCAAAGUACUUGUCUACGAUUCCUUCAUGUUUUGGGCUUUGGACAUAGCAAUACAACACGGCAUGCAUGGAGCUCCGUUCUUCACGCAGUCAUGCGUCGUUAGUUGUAUUUAUUACAUGAUUCACCAAGGAACGGUCAAGCUCCCAUUGGAAGCUGCACACGGACAAGGGCAUGUUGUCUCUGAUCCUCCGGUGAUGUCAGUUUUAGGGCCAGAUGAUUUCCCUUCGUUUGUUGUUGACGUCAAUUCAUAUCCCGCCGCGCUCUCGGUCGUUCUCGGCCAAUUCUCCAAUUUUCGGAGAGCCAAGUGGCUCUUGUUCAAUUCUUUUGCUGAGCUCGAGGAGGAGAUCGUGAAAUGGAUGGAGAAUCAAUGGUCGAUUAUGACCAUAGGACCGACGAUCCCGUCUAUUUACUUGGACAAGAGACUCGAAGAUGACAAAGAUUACGGACUCAGCCUCUUCAAGCCCGAAGCAGAAGCUUGCCUCAAAUGGUUGGACUCGAAGCCACCCAAAUCUGUUCUUUACGUAUCAUUCGGAAGCUUGGCCUCCCUCGGAGAAGAUCAAAUGGAAGAAUUAGCGAACGGGCUCAAGAGAAUGAAGAGCAACUUUUUAUGGGUGGUGAGAGAAUCGGAAGAGAAGAAGCUCCCUUGCAAUUUCCUUCAAGAUGUGGGAAUCGAUGAUAAGGGUUUAGUGGUGAAGUGGUGCAAUCAACUCCAAGUGCUGAGUCAUGGCUCAGUUGGUUGCUUCAUGACACACUGCGGUUGGAACUCGACGCUUGAAGCGCUGAGCUUGGGUGUGCCCAUGCUGGUGAUGCCUCAGUGGACAGACCAGCCGACGAACGCCACGUUCAUCGUUGAGGUGUGGAAGGUCGGCCUUAGAGUUAGGGCUAACGAGCACAGGGUUGUGGCUGGAGAAGAAAUCCAAGGUUGCGUGAACGAUAUCAUGGAAGGAGAGAAGGGGGAAGAGAUCAGGAAAAACUCAUUGAGGUGGAAAGAGAUGGCUAGAGAAGCAGUAGAUGAAGGAGGUACUUCCGAUAAGUACAUCCAAGAAUUUGUGACAAACAUGGUUAAUUUGUAGACAUGAUGCAGAUACACUUAAUUAUGUGCAUAUGCAAUAAUGUAUGCAUCAAUUGUGGAGACAUGGUACUAGUGAAUAACAAAUUCCUUAAUCAAUGUACAUGAUCAUGUCCCUUGGACAAAUUAUAAGAUCAGCCGGAAUUCUCUUGACUUGUGAUUUACAUGAUUUAUUAGGGUAU
Syzygium oleosum is the source of this 2041-nucleotide messenger RNA. RefSeq names its product mogroside IE synthase-like. The record is from RefSeq and is a predicted model, not a curated record. The transcript has 6 exons. Gene Ontology annotation, molecular function: UDP-glycosyltransferase activity. The coding region runs from base 1 to 1863 and encodes 620 amino acids. Lineage: Eukaryota; Viridiplantae; Streptophyta; Magnoliopsida; Myrtales; Myrtaceae.